Messenger RNA from Odobenus rosmarus divergens (Pacific walrus), 3362 nucleotides. RefSeq names its product solute carrier family 8 (sodium/calcium exchanger), member 3 (gene SLC8A3). The record is from RefSeq and is a predicted model, not a curated record. Gene Ontology annotation, cellular component: postsynapse; axon; sarcolemma. Bases 576 to 3362 code for a protein of 928 amino acids. The transcript has 8 exons. Gene Ontology annotation, molecular function: calcium:sodium antiporter activity. NCBI's taxonomy places the organism in Eukaryota, Metazoa, Chordata, Mammalia, Carnivora, Odobenidae. Gene Ontology annotation, biological process: sodium ion transmembrane transport; calcium ion import across plasma membrane; cell communication.
CUCCGCGCGGCGAGGCCGACACGUCCCCCGCGGUGACGGCGUGCCAGGCGGAGAGCCGGCGCGCGCCCAGCCCCGGGAAAGCCCCGGCGACGCGGCCGCGAGCCGGGGUCCCUCCGAGCCGCCAGGGCGCGCCGGGCGGCCCGUCUUUCUGCCCCUCCCGGCAGGGAUCCCCCCGCUGCCGGCGGCCGGGACUCCGGGCCUCCCCGGGAUCAGUCCCGAGCCCGCGCCCCGGCCCGGGCUCCUCCGGGGGCCCUCGGGAGGGUCUCCCCGCUCCUCCCUAGGCCCCCUGCCCUGGCCGCAGCCCGCGCGUCCCCCUGAAGGCUGCGAGCCCACGAGCCCCGCGGGCGGCGGCGGCGGCGGCCGACUGACAUGCCCCGGACGCGGCUGCGGCCGGCGGGCAGCCCGCGGGGGCGAUGAGCCGCUGCGGCCGCUGAGCAGCCGGGCGGCGGGGCGUCGCGCACCUUCCUCUCCCCCCUCACUUGGCCACUCCGCUCGGGAGACCGGGAGGAAACGGUCUCUGGCCUGUCAGGAGGACCAUUGGUGCUGCAGUGGAAGCCAGCGGCUAAAUCUCGUGUAUGGCGUGGUUAAGGUUGCAGCCUCUCACCUCUGCCUUCCUCCAUUUUGGGCUGAUUACUUUUGUGCUCUUCCUGAAUGGUCUUCGGGCAGAGGCUGGUGGCUCAGGGGAGGUGCCCAGCACAGGGCAGAACAAUGAGUCCUGCUCAGAGUCAUCGGACUGCAAGGAGGGUGUCAUCCUACCAAUCUGGUAUCCAGAGAACCCUUCCCUUGGGGACAAGAUUGCCAGGGUCAUUGUCUAUUUUGUGGCCCUGAUAUACAUGUUCCUUGGGGUGUCCAUCAUUGCUGACCGCUUUAUGGCAUCUAUUGAAGUCAUUACUUCUCAAGAGAGAGAGGUGACUAUCAAAAAGCCCAAUGGAGAGACCAGCACAACGACGAUUCGGAUCUGGAACGAAACUGUCUCCAACCUGACCCUGAUGGCUUUGGGUUCCUCUGCUCCUGAGAUCCUUCUCUCUUUAAUUGAGGUGUGUGGUCAUGGGUUCAUUGCUGGUGAUCUGGGACCUUCUACCAUCGUAGGUAGUGCAGCCUUUAACAUGUUCAUCAUCAUUGGCAUCUGUGUCUACGUGAUCCCCGAUGGAGAGACUCGCAAGAUCAAGCACCUACGAGUCUUCCUCAUCACUGCUGCUUGGAGCAUCUUUGCUUACAUCUGGCUCUAUAUGAUCCUGGCAGUCUUCUCCCCUGGUGUGGUUCAGGUUUGGGAAGGCCUUCUCACUCUCUCCUUCUUUCCAGUGUGUGUCCUUCUGGCCUGGGUGGCAGAUAGGCGACUGCUCUUUUACAAAUACAUGCACAAAAAGUACCGCACAGACAAACACCGAGCGAUUAUCAUAGAGACAGAGGGCGACCACCCCAAGGGCAUUGAGAUGGAUGGGAAAAUGAUGAAUUCCCACUUCCUGGAUGGGAACCUGGUGCCCCUGGAAGGGAAGGAAGUAGAUGAGUCCCGCAGGGAGAUGAUCCGGAUUCUCAAGGAUCUGAAGCAAAAACACCCAGAGAAGGACUUAGAUCAACUAGUAGAGAUGGCCAAUUACUAUGCUCUUUCCCAUCAACAGAAGAGUCGUGCCUUCUACCGGAUCCAGGCUACCCGUAUGAUGACCGGCGCAGGCAAUAUCCUGAAGAAGCAUGCAGCGGAACAAGCCAAAAAGGCCUCCAGCAUAAACGAGGUGCACACCAAUGAGCCUGAGGACUUUGUCUCAAAGGUCUUCUUUGACCCGUGCUCUUACCAGUGCCUGGAGAACUGCGGGGCUGUACUCCUGACAGUGGUGAGGAAAGGGGGGGACAUGUCCAAGACCGUGUAUGUGGACUACAAAACAGAGGAUGGUUCUGCCAAUGCAGGGGCUGACUAUGAAUUCACAGAGGGCACUGUGGUUCUGAAGCCAGGAGAGACCCAGAAGGAGUUCUCGGUGGGCAUCAUCGAUGAUGAUAUUUUUGAGGAGGAUGAACACUUCUUUGUGAGGCUGAGCAACGUCCGCAUAGAGGAGGGGCAGCCAGAGGAGGGGAUGCCUCCAAUAGUACUCAAUAAUCUUCCAUUGCCUCGGGCCAUCCUGGUAUCCCCUUAUGUGGCCACAGUCACCAUCUUGGAUGAUGACCAUGCAGGCAUCUUCACUUUUGAAUGUGACACUAUUCAUGUCAGCGAGAGUAUUGGUGUCCUGGAGGUCAAGGUUCUGCGGACAUCAGGUGCCCGGGGCACAGUAAUUGUCCCCUUUAGGACAGUAGAGGGGACAGCGAAGGGUGGUGGUGAGGAUUUUGAAGACGCAUAUGGGGAGCUGGAAUUCAAGAAUGAUGAAACAGUCAAAGCAAUUCACAUCAAGGUAAUUGAUGAUGAGGCGUAUGAGAAAAACAAGAAUUACUUCAUUGAGAUGGUGGGCCCCCGCAUGGUGGAUAUGAGUUUUCAGAAAGCGCUCCUGUUGUCUCCAGAGGUGACAGACAGAAAGCUGACUGUGGAGGAAGAGGAAGCCAAGAGGAUAGCAGAAAUGGGAAAGCCAGUACUGGGCGAACACCCCAAACUAGAGGUCAUCAUUGAAGAGUCCUUUGAGUUCAAGAAUACGGUGGACAAACUGAUCAAGAAGACAAACUUGGCCAUGGUUGUGGGGACCCAUUCCUGGAGGGACCAAUUCAUGGAGGCCAUCACUGUCAGUGCAGCCGGGGACGACGAUGAGGAUGAGUCCGGGGAGGAGCGGCUGCCGUCCUGCUUUGACUACGUCAUGCACUUCCUGACGGUCUUCUGGAAGGUGCUGUUUGCCUGCGUGCCCCCCACAGAGUACUGCCAUGGCUGGGCCUGCUUCGUCGUGUCCAUUCUCAUCAUUGGCAUGCUCACGGCCAUAAUCGGGGACCUGGCCUCCCACUUCGGCUGCACCAUUGGCCUCAAGGACUCCGUCACCGCUGUCGUUUUUGUGGCAUUUGGCACCUCUGUGCCAGACAUGUUUGCCAGCAAAGCCGCCGCCAUCCAGGAUACGUAUUCUGAUGCCUCCAUCGGCAACGUCACGGGCAGCAACGCCAUCAACGUCUUCCUGGGCAUCGGCCUGGCCUGGUCCGUGGCCGCCAUCUACUGGGCCCUGCAGGGACAGGAGUUCUACGUGUCCGCCGGCACGCUGGCCUUCUCGGUCACCCUCUUCACCAUCUUCGCGUUCGUGUGCAUCAGCGUGCUCCUGUACCGCCGGCGGCCGCACCUGGGCGGGGAGCUGGGCGGCCCUCGCGGCUGCAAGCUGGCCACGACGUGGCUCUUCGUGAGCCUGUGGCUCCUGUACAUACUCUUUGCCACGCUGGAGGCCUACUGCUACAUCAGGGGCUUCUGA